This is a messenger RNA of Corythoichthys intestinalis (scribbled pipefish), 2383 nucleotides long. RefSeq names its product ankyrin repeat and SOCS box protein 12-like. The coding region runs from base 154 to 1140 and encodes 328 amino acids. Gene Ontology annotation, cellular component: nucleus; cytoplasm. Lineage: Eukaryota; Metazoa; Chordata; Actinopteri; Syngnathiformes; Syngnathidae. The record is from RefSeq and is a predicted model, not a curated record. The transcript is spliced from 4 exons. Gene Ontology annotation, molecular function: protein binding.
GCAAACAAACACACUAUCAGGAACCUUUCACAACUCACAAGUCUAUACGUGAAUCACACAGAGAAUUUUCUGUUUCCUUUCUUGAACAUAAAUCGGAUGAGAUCACUUCAUUUUCACCUGGAAAUAACCUCAGCCAAAUAAGAUGGAAGUGCGAUGCUUCACAGCAGCCUGGAGGUAAAUAUGGCUGCUGACAUGACUUUGAUGGACAUUUCCAAGAUCUUCUCCCUGCUGCAGCCCAAAGAGGAAGAUGAGGAUAAUGAACUGAGCCAAGCCUUGAACAACGCCGUGAGAGGCGAUAAUGUCCUUCUCCUCACUGAGCUUCUUUCUCAGGAGAGGUACAGGAGGUCAAUAAACACUCGGAGCGGGUGGGGGGUUCCUGUCACACCCUUACGGACUGCUGCUGCUUUGGGACACCUGAAGUGCUUGGAGCUCCUCCUGGAGCAUGGAGCAGAGAUAGACAGCCUGGACGUGAAGGCCCAGACGCCAUUGUUCACGGCCGUUAGUGGCAAACAUCUAGACUGCGUGCUGGCUCUGCUGAAGGCCGGAGCCAACCCAAAUGGUAGCCUGCACAACAACUGCUCACCGGUGUUGACGGCUGCCCGGGAAGGGGAUGUGGACAUUCUCCGGGAGCUGCUCCGCUUUGGAGCAGAGGUGGACGUUCGACCAAAAGUACCGCAAUGGGCAUCUAAUGCUACAGUGUGCAAAGGGCCUCUUUAUAUUGCAGCAGUGUACGGACAUUUGGACUGCUUCAAACUCCUCCUUCUCCAUGGAACUAACCCUAACUAUAACUGCACGGAUGAAAAGAUGCUGGCCCGAAUAAAGCAGCCAGAGACUGUGCUGGAGGUUUGUUUGCGUUACGGUUGUGGAGUGGAGUACAUCCAACUUCUCGUAGACUUCGGAGCAGACGUAUACCUGCCUACACUUAUUGUUGACAAGACUACAAAACAGAACAAAGCUUUGGCUCUGCUGCUCAAGGAAAGGGUUUGCCCCAAACCUCUGAUGUCACAGACUCGGCUGGCAAUCCGCAGAUACCUUCAUUUUGCCAACAAAGACCCAGCCAUUGACAGUUUGGACAUUCCUCUUGUUCUGAAGAAUUACCUGAAGCACAACAUCAAAGAGCUCAAGGGCUGCUCCAGUUAGAAUCUCGGGUUGGCAGGACCCUCCUAAACUGGAUUUAUAUUGUUUUUUGUUUUACCCGUGGGGAAAUGCUUGACUGGUACAGUCUUUUUAUUUUGUCCCAGCGCACAACAAGGCCCAUAAUGCAAUGGUUUGAUGUGUUUGGUAUUGAGGAACCCAAGAGGACCGGAUUCUCAAACCCAUGGGACGAAUUGUGAAGCAAGCCUGCUUGUCAAAUAAAGUGCUUUUACGGUUAAAUGGGCCACUGUCAAUUCCAGAAGGGUUGACACUAUUAUUAGUGAGUGCAAAUGCCAAUACCAUGUUUUUUGUUUUCUACCUCCAUUUGCUGUUAAAGCCCCAAAGAUUUCCCAAUAGUGCAAUGACUCAUUUCCUUGGGAGAGAGUCUAAUUUCACUCAAUUUGUCAGAAUUUUUUUUUAGUUACCAGCAAUAAUAUAUACAGUGUCAGGCAUGCUAAUUUUAUAUUUAAAUUUUCCAAGGGCGUAGGUUUGUUCCCAAUAGUGGUAGGGACGAUAUAACAUUAUAACCUGCAUGCACACUUUUCGCUGGGGACGGGACAUUAAUAAAACCAAACAGAUAGGGUAAACAGGGGUCAAGUCUACAUUUCUCACCAAUAUGAACCUAAUUAACUGAUAGGCUAAAUGAUUAAUGCAAAAAUUUGUACUGAUUUAUACUAACUUUCACACUGCAAAUUUAUAAUGACCUAAUCUGAUCAUUUUUCUUAAACCUAGUCGACUAAUUUUCUCCUUGUUUUGUGUGUUAAAGGCUAGUUAACAGAUUAAUGCGUCAGAUUAUUCCACUUACUUUAAGUAAAUAUUACUAUAUACUUAAAAUAUAUAAUAUUACUGUUCUUAUUAAGCCCAUACAUCUAAAGUGGGUCAUUUUUCACCUAAAUCUAGAAAAAAAUGCUUUCAAAAAUUAUUUUGAACAAUAUCUAUUCUCGAAUUAAGAACAUUUCUGACAAACACGUUUUCUUAUAACAUUAAAAAUGUAAACUUUUUACUUAAGUCUGUUAAGCUUCAAGUCAUUAGCCAAUCAAAGUGCGCUUGAGGGGAAAAAAUGGACUGGCACAUUCAGCAAGUGAAAAGGGGUCAAUGUAAAUCUAAACAAAAUUAAAAUAAUUAUACAAUAAUAAGGUCUAUAGGAAGACAAUCUAAAUGACCUAUAUAACUGAAGUCAUUGUAAAAUGCAUAUAAGAUUGCUUAAAAGUUGGUGGGGACAAUUUGAGCAUCCUGAAAAUUUGAUAGU